AUGAACCGAGCUUCCGCUGAUCUUGGACUUGAACAACUGCACGCCAUCCUGGCAAAGGACUGGGGUCAAAAUGAAGAUCGAAUCAGGACUACGUGGACACACUUUACCGACGAAGAGAGGUCGCGGUGUUAUCAUUCGACUGGGCUGUUUCAAGGAACCAUGUAUUAUCUUCCGGGGAAUCCCAUGAUGAACCCGGAUCUCACGCCGGAGUGGGCCAAGAUUGCUGAGUCCGGUGCUCAAUAUUUCCUCGACAUGCUUGAGCUCAGAGCAACUCGCAGUCUUUAUCAGCAAAGCUUUUGUCCCUUCAAAGGUUUCGAGUCCGACUAUUCGCACGUUGUCCAGAUGAUCAGCAAGGGUCAGGCCAACCUCGAGGGGCAGCCGCGCAACAGCCGAAUGCUCUUCGAGGGCGAAAAGCUGGACGGCGCGGCCGUUGAUAUUGCAACUCAUACAACCCGGCUUAGAGAACUACCUCAACAUGGCGAACAUGCCGUCGGAGUUCGUGCGCUUCCAGUGGCGGUUGGUGACCUUGUGACCUGGCGACAGCUGAGGUUCUUGAGAUCCAUAACUUACUUGGCCUGUGAGGUUUUGGAGUGGGAUCAAAAGUCAUCUCAGCUCAGCAAAAAGGCGUAUGCCAGAUUUGAAGAGCUCAUGGCGUUGUCGACCAGGCGAAGUGCCCAACCCGGCGGUGUCAAGCAACCGCUGCAAACAAAGAUAUUGCUACCGGGGCUAAUCACGCGAGCCCUUAGCUUCAUAUACGUCGCAGAGGAAGCCAAUAAUCUCUUGGAAUCAUGCCCCAUCCAUUUUUUCAAUUCCAUGUCGCGGUUCGUUCGCAGUGAACCAGGGCGAGCGCAGGACAACAAGCGCCAGAUGACAGCAACCACGGUCGGUGCAGCGUUUUUUGAUUGCAUGAGCGACAAGAUCAAAAUCCUAUGUAUAUGGAGUUAUAUCAUCGAGCUCUUGUGCCUGCUACAUUCGACAUUCCACGAAACGGCAUCUCGGCACAUGGCGCUUCAGCAACUAUCGAAUGCUACCCGGCUAGCGUACACUCACAUACAUCAACUGUUUCGACGCGAGCUUCACAUCGAUAUGGCGAAAACCACUGUCAAAAAAUUCAAAGGAAACCGAAAGAAUCAUCCAGCUCGCGGGUCGCGUCUGCACCACCUCUGUUGCCUCGCCGAGCAGGAAGCAUUCGCCAACAUCGCUUCCGAGCUCUUCACCAAGCUCAUGAGCUCUCCGCCAUCAUUUCAUGAUGGAAUCAACUGGCGUAGUGAGGCUCUGGGAAUGCUUAUGAAGGUUAUCUUGUUCAUUGAUGAACUGGCUCUGGCCUUGAACAUGCCGUCGUUUCCGUGGCCAGCCGAAGGCCAGGUAAUAUCUCAGUUUGAACAUGUUGACGCUCGAAUGUCCCAGGCCAGACCUCAUGCCGAUAUUAAAAAACUAUGGCUGAAGAUGUCUGUUUCCAAGAACAUCUCCUUCGCCAAGUCUUGUCGUGCAAAACUUGACGCAUGCACUCGGAAGCACGUUGGCGACACCUUACUGGGCGCAUACGAGGAAGUGGUCAAUUGUUGUCUGCUGGAACUCAAGUCGCAGCUCUUGAAGGAGAAGCAAAAUCUACAAGUGGUAAAGCCGGUCACUAUUGAUAUCAAGGAGGCUGAAAUCUCGGUCUCCAUCUCCGAGGUUGAGGACAAGACAGACUUAACCGUGGCUUGUCCUAAGGCCGCUGCAAAGGCUCCAGUAUCAUUUAAUGUCGAGUUGGAAGAAGAGGUUGAAACAGCCGUGUGUUCUACCAAAACUGCCUCAACUUCGAUUCCUAUACCAAAGGAAGAGGCGAAGGAUGAUGUGAAUGCAGCCUGCGAGGCCGGCCUGGCUAUACCCUCAACGUCCUCCUCGACCGAGCAAAAACGCAAGAUACCGAAAGCAAAAGCAGCGCCAAAAGGACACCCCGAGUGCCAUGCACCGUGUACCAAGGAACAGUUUCCUCCGACGCCGCGAGCGGUGCAGGUUCAUACCCCUCCUACCAACAACAAAAUCACUGUCAGCGCUGCAACCGCACAAGUCUUUGCAAAGCUAUUUGACAAGUCGAUGUCGCACAGUGGGCUGCACUGGGCCAGCUUCGAGGCGGCCAUGGCCGAGCUGGAUUUCCGCAUCACGCCGAGGCGGGGGUCCAGCGUCCGCUUCGAGCCGCCGGCGAGCCUCGGGCUCGGGCGCUCUCUGACCAUCCACAGGCCUCACGGAUCUCGGUCGGAGGGGUUCCGGGCUCUUGUCCUUCGUCAAAGACUAAAUCGCGCCUUUGGCUGGGAUGAAGACACGUUUGUUGCCCGUUGGAAGGCCCGCGUGGUUCGAGGGCAAGCAGUCAGUACUUCAUAA
Molecule: messenger RNA, 2364 nt
Organism: Cordyceps fumosorosea ARSEF 2679
Lineage: Eukaryota; Fungi; Ascomycota; Sordariomycetes; Hypocreales; Cordycipitaceae
Exons: 1
Coding region: 1-2364 (787 amino acids)
Source: RefSeq, a predicted model, not a curated record